ACCUUUACUCACAUCAGAGUACACACAUACUCUGACACACCACAAAAACAUGUUUAUCAUGGUGGAAUACCACCUGACUGAUGCUACAUUGCAGAAUUUGGAGUGUCCUGCCUUCGGUGUUUCAGCAUAAGUACUCAUACACUGCAUUCAAAUCAAGCACUUAGUACUAAGAAGUAAUAUUUAGUACUGAUAAUGACACCUGGAGCACUAUGGAUUAUUACCAUGUCUGGGAUGUGCAUAGUCAUUCAGAGCUCAGUUACAACAGUUCAUCUGAGGAACAUGGAGAACUUUAUUACUGCUGUUACACACUUGGAAGGUUUAAACCCAAGACUAAGUCCGCUGGCUUUAAUGACGAGUCUACACAAGAUUGCAGACCAAAGUGACAAUAUCGCAAACGACUUUCUGGAAUCAUCUGACAACAGAGAUGAAAUUCACUACAAAAACAACAGCUUUACAGAGCUGCUCAAUAUUAACCACAAUCUCUCCAAUUUCUUCAAACAAGCCAUUCAUUAUUUCAUAACAGAUGGUCACGAAGAGAGGGGAGUUGUUCUGACUCCUGAUGGCACGACGAUUGCCCUUGCUCCCCUCCUUUCAGGUCUUGAAUCUGGGCUACGAGUUAAUGAAUACAGUAACCAGCCUCACGGUUUCUACCUACUCCCACUGGCCAAGAACUUAGGCCUGUCAUUUCUGCAGUUUCGGAACACAACUCCACCUGAUCAACUUGGGCCGGAUGGUUGUUGGGACAGUGUAUCUGCUCCUAUGGUUUUUACUCUUUCAGGCGUGCCUUCAUUGGCCACUGAUGCUCUGGUCCAUGGUGGAAUGGACGGAGCCAUACUUGGGAAGCACCUUUCUGUUGUUAACAGCACUGAAAUAAACUUAAGCACACUACUGAGGAGCUACUACUCAGCGACUAUGGAAGAGUCGGAUCAUGUCUCAGAUACUCUUCUGAGAGGUCGCUAUCGCAGACAUAAUUUUAAAAAGAUCACAAAUUCAUCACUGCUUCAAAAGAAGGUAGCACAUGCACUAGAUGCUCUUCAACAACAUGGGGACAUUGGGAUGGAAAUUCUUAUAGAAAAGGGAAUUAAAGAGUUUGUGCUACGUUACAUGGAGUGUCCUGCCAUCAUUCCUAGAUGUAUAUGGGGAGCAGCGCCACCCCAGGUUCCUCUCGCCCCUCUGUCUCCACCCCUGCAAUAUCUGUAUAUUCACCACACACAGAUUCCCAGCAAACCCUGUCUAAACCUUCAGACGUGUUCCAAAAAUAUGAGGGCAAUGCAACAUUUCCACCAGAAGGAACGGGGUUGGUACGACUUAGGCUACAGCUUUGUGGUUGGGUCUGAUGGCUACAUCUACGAAGGUCGAGGUUGGAUGUGGGCAGGGGCUCAUACUAAGGGACGUAAUACUGUUGGGUAUGGUGUUGCUUUCAUCGGGAGCUACAGCACUCAUUUACCCUACCGUUAUGACAUGGAGCUUGUGCACCAUCAUCUGGUCAAAUGUGGAGUGAGCAACGGAUUCCUCCAGGAGAAUUACACCAUUCUGGGACAUAGACAAGUAGUAGCAACUGACUGCCCAGGAGAUUCCCUGUAUUCUGAGAUAACCACCUGGGAACACUAUAAAGAUACGGAUCCGUUAAAGUAACAGUGUGGACAUCUGCUGUCACUGACAUGAAAUGACUUGAAAACCCACUAAUUUUAAUGAAAAAUACAUAUAAUUUAAAAUAUAAUGUCAAAGUUAAAAGGAUGACACUGAAAUGUAAGGUUAUCUGCAUAAAACAUGACAUUAGCAUUAGUUUGUACAUUGGUUGGGAGUC
Rhinichthys klamathensis goyatoka is the source of this 1807-nucleotide messenger RNA. It is a transcript of the gene pglyrp2, whose product is annotated as peptidoglycan recognition protein 2. Gene Ontology annotation, biological process: peptidoglycan catabolic process; detection of bacterium; defense response to Gram-positive bacterium. The record is from RefSeq and is a predicted model, not a curated record. The transcript is spliced from 5 exons. Bases 193 to 1635 code for a protein of 480 amino acids. Gene Ontology annotation, molecular function: peptidoglycan binding; zinc ion binding; N-acetylmuramoyl-L-alanine amidase activity. NCBI's taxonomy places the organism in Eukaryota, Metazoa, Chordata, Actinopteri, Cypriniformes, Leuciscidae.